Esox lucius (northern pike) is the source of this 6932-nucleotide messenger RNA. It is a transcript of the gene atg2b, whose product is annotated as autophagy related 2B. Gene Ontology annotation, molecular function: phosphatidylinositol-3-phosphate binding. Bases 456 to 6728 code for a protein of 2090 amino acids. The record is from RefSeq and is a predicted model, not a curated record. The transcript is spliced from 43 exons. Gene Ontology annotation, biological process: piecemeal microautophagy of the nucleus; autophagy of mitochondrion; reticulophagy. Lineage: Eukaryota; Metazoa; Chordata; Actinopteri; Esociformes; Esocidae. Gene Ontology annotation, cellular component: phagophore assembly site; extrinsic component of membrane.
GCAAAUUAACGAUUGAAUUGUUGAAAUUCAAUUUGUAGCUGAAAAGAAAUUAGUUACAUAUUAGGAUAUAUACAUGAAAUUAAUUCUACACCGUUCGACUUAGAUAAAGGGGUGGAGUUCGGUUAUCUACGUCGUCCCGUUUCUCUUUUUUUAAUGUACGACGGAACAAUGGUGCGGAGUCAUGAAAGUGUUUGUAAACAAUUCAUGCAGAAAGGUUCGGCAAACUGAAGUUGGAAUUAUUGUGGCAUACCUCCAAAGAUUUCUCACUCUGCAUAGAGGAUGUUUAGGUUUACAUUUGACCGAUUUUUGGAAAUCACCAGGAUGACAAGGCCGAUACUACCCAUGCUAAAUUGUUUAAGAAUCAAUAUAUAGUCAUCAAACAUCCUCCAUACAACAUAUUUGUUUAAUACGUAAUUCAAUACCAAUUUGGAAGUCACCACAAAUAUCAGACCAACAUGCCUUGGCCAUUUUCAGAGUCUAUAAAAAAGCGGGCAUGCAGAUACCUUUUGCAUCGGUAUUUGGGUAAUUUCCUUCAAGAGAAGUUGAGCUUGGAUCAGCUUAGCUUAGAUCUCUAUCAAGGCACUGGAUCAUUGGCUCAAGUGCCGUUGGACAAGUGGUCUUUAAACGAGAUCCUUGAGUCUGUGGAUGCCCCCUUUGAGGUAAUAGAGGGCUUUAUCCAGACCAUUUCACUGACUGUACCAUGGUCAUCCCUGCUACAAGAGAACUGUGCCCUGGAGGUCAAAGGGUUGGAGAUGGUGUUCAGACCUAGACCGCGUAUAGUAGCUUCCGGUAUGGAACCUAUGUACUGGUCCAGCUUCAUGACGAGCAGCAUGCAGCUUGCCAAAGAGUGUCUGAGUCAGAGACUAACCGAUGACUUGGGGGAGAGCUUCCAGCCCCUGGAGGGAUUGGAGAAGUUUGCAGAGACCAUAGAGACAGUUCUGAGGAGAGUCAAGGUAACUUUUUUGGACACGGUCCUCCGAAUCGAACAUGUUCCAGAGAAUUCCAAAACCGGAAUAGCUCUUGAGAUGCGAAUCAACAAGAUUGUGUACUGUGAUGAGACCGGCGAGGAGAGCUCCAAUGUGAAUGUGCACCAGCCUACCACGUUUGCACAUAAAAACCUGCAGCUGGAGGGAGUCACCGUCUUCUGGGACGAGUUCUCCGAGACAGCCCGAGCCGGCUUGAAGUCCUCGCCCACCCCUGCUGAGACCGAGGCAAAGCUAUCCCCAAGCUGGAACCCAAGAAUUAUUUGUGAGCCACACCCCCAGUUCACAGAGCCUGUUUCUUCUGCAACACCUUUUGAGCCCAUGCAGAUUGGUCAUCUUAGUGGCAAAAUUGAACUGUCACUUGUCCUGAAACAGAACCACACUAUGCCUGGAGCAAAGUUGGAUGUUGACGGACAGAUAAGCACAAUGAUUGUGCUGUUAUCGCCACGGCAAGUUCACUUACUUCUGGACAUGUUUGGAGUUUUUUCAGGCGCAGGUGGACCAGAGUGGGGGAAGGACAAGAGGAACCGUCCAAUGCAACAAGAGGAUGAGUAUCGGCUCCACAUGGAGCUAAACCGCUGCUUGAAGAAAGACUCCACGAUGGCUGGAGCAGACCCUGACCUUUUUGACAGCCAGACCACCAGAACUGUGUCCAGCAGAGAGGACGUCUUCUUUUCCAUGGCUGACAUGGACAUGUCUCACAGCCUGUCGUCACUUCCUCCCCUUGGGGAUCCGCCCACUGUGGACCUGGACCUGUCACUCAACAGUAACUAUUCCCCCUCUCCGGGACAGUCUCCUUCUGGCAAUGCCAUGACCCAGUGGGAUGAUUACCUGGAUGUGCCCAGACAGAGGGAGAAGCAGGCCCAGGACAGCCCAUUCAUGAUGCGGGACUCACCUCUCCAGCACAAGCUGCUAAGACAGACCUCCCACCCAUCCAAAGCCCAUGGAGAUGAAUCCAGGCCAGAGCUGGUCUUCAGGCUGACUAUGGGGAGCCUGGCUGUGUGUGUCCUCCACAUCGACCCCCUGCCCCCGCCGGACACUGCGCCCAGUCCCUUGGCACCCAUGGCCAUAGACUUCUUCAGGGUGGUCUGCUCGGACCAGCUCCCCCCGGCUGGGUUCAUCCAGCUGAGGACAGUGUUUGACGAGGCCUGCCCCUACGACCACCUCAGGUUUGUGGCUCAGGGGAUGAAGGUGACUUAUGAGCACUGUCAGGGUUCCAGCCUGCGCACCUUCAGCACCGACGUGUCCCUGGGCCAGAUGGAGCUAUUGGAGUGUCUCUUCCCCUCCGACGCUCCCAGCGGUGUGUUUCAGAGAGGGGUCCAGUACACUGAGCUCCUGACAUUUGACACCCCAGUCCCCACCGAGUCGCCAUCUGUCACCUGCCUUCAUCUACUCUACAAACUGGCAGAACGCAGAGGGCCGCAGGGGGGACAGGUGCGUCUGAGUACUAUGCCCAGGAAGGCUGACUUUCAGGUGGAAUUGGGGGCAGUCCGCUCUGAAAUGGACAUCAGUAUUGUGGACCGCCUUAACUCUCUUCUUCAGCCACAGAAACUGGUGACCACCGAGAUGAUGUCCUCUCACAUGUACACGUCCUAUAAUAAACACAUCAGCUUGCACAAGGCCUUUACCGAGGUUUUCCUUGAUGACAGCCGCACUCCAGCCAACACUCACGUGUCCAUCACAGUGAACGCACCGGUGUUGAACCUGGUGGUGCGCUUUCCCAUCCCAGACCUUCGCUCAGACCAGGAGAGGGGACCCUGGUUCAAGAAGUCCCUGCAGAAGGAAGUUCUGCACGUGGAGAUUGAGGACUUGGAGGUGAAGACGGAGUUCAUAGGGGGCAGCUCCCCCGAGCAAACCAAGAUGGAGCUCACCUUCAGGGAGCUAGUUGGGAGGUUCCAGGAGGAGGAGGACCAGCCUGCUGGCAGGUUCCUCAGGGUCUCCCACACCAUGGAUGGAGACAUGACCAUCUCUGACAGCGGGAAGUUUGACUGGCCCCGAGUGGUGCUGAAGGUCAACCCCACCACUGUCCACUCCAUCCUGGAGCGUGUGACUGCUGAGGAGGACGAGGGGGCUGAGGGCCACUCCCCUGAGGAGGAAGAAGAGGGGGGAGGUGCCCACUCACUGAAGGAUGUCUGUGAUUUUGGAAAGCCUGAACCCUCCCCCUUCUCCUCACGCCGUGUUAUGUAUGAGAAUGAGGAAAUGGUCAUUCCUGGUGAUGUGGCUGAGAUGACUGAGUUCCAGGAGAAGACCAUGAGCAAUUCCCGUUUCAUUUUAGAGCUGUGCUUGCCAAAUGUGCAAUUAUCAUUACCCAACAAGGCCUUUUAUGAGAAACUGCAUAACAGGAUAAAUAAUGAUCUGCUGUUAUGGGAGCCCAAUGCCCCAUCGCCUGUGGAGACCGUGGAGAACAUGCCAUAUGGAGUAGGACUCUCUGUAGCCAGCCAGCUGAUCAACACCGCCCACUACACCAAGGACACCGCCCACUACACCAAGGACAGUUUUAGCACAUUCCGCUCUACUGGCCCUGAGGAGGAGGACAGCGGGUCAGAAGAGGAAACCAUGCAUUAUUACUCUCCUGCCUCUGAGCAGUGCUUCAGAUCUCGCAGGAAGAAGAAGCCCAAGGCCCAGAGUAAGACCUCCCAGAGCCUGUUCUCUGUCAUCCUUACUGUCAGCCAUGGCCUCGUGGCCCUGCAGACACACAACACUAAGCGAGAGGAUAAGAUGGGUGUGAAAACCCAACAUGGAGAGUUCUGGUUGGAGGUGAGAAAUGGUGUGUUGUUUAGUGUGACACGAUACGAAGGUUACAAAGACCAGCACUACAUCUGCUUCCACACCAGUGACAUCCGCCUCUAUCACCAAGGGGUUGUUGAGGGAGACACCCCUGUGUCCGACAUCAAGCUGCCCUGCAGGACGCGUCCUCAUUGGCUGGAGCCGGCUAUCUAUCCCUCGGAAACGGCUCCUGAUAGGGUGUCUCCCUCAGAGGGCAUCGGCCUGGAGGCCCACAGCAUGCUGUCUGUCGCCGUCAAGAUCUCUUCCCAGAACAUGGAGCGCAAUGUCAAGGAGUUUCUGAUUGCCGUGGGUGUGAGAGGGGCCACACUUCAGCAUCGAGUGGUUCCCCCCAAACUGGGCUGGUAUGACCAGAUAGUGGACUUUCUGAAUGUGUCUGAUGAGCCUGUGUUGGGUUACACCCCGCCAGCUUCAGUCACAACUCUUCAUCUCCACCUGUGGAGCUGCUCUCUAGACUACAGACCCCUGUACCUGCCACUCCGGUCCCUGUUGGUUGUGGAGACGUUCAGUAUCUCCAGCAGUGUCUCCUUGGACCACUCUUCCUCCACUCUAAGGAUCAUCUUGGAUGAGGCAGCUUUGUUCCUGUCUGACAAGAGCAAUGCUGUCUCUGUAAACCUAAUGCGAGACUAUGUGCAGGUGGUAGACAUGGGGACAUUAGAGUUAAGGAUCACAGCGGUCAAACCUGGUGCAGACAGAGAAUUGACAGAGCCCAGAUUUGAGCUACGCUGCUCCAGUGACGUCAUCCACAUCAGAACAUGUUCAGACUCCUGUGCUGCUCUUAUGAACCUCAUCCAGUAUGUUGCCAGCUAUGGAGACCUGCUGCCCCCACCAGGACCAGAGGCCAAGAGCACCAGCUCCAAGCAGAGACCCAAGCUGGAAGCUCCAAGCCGGCCCCCUUCCCAGACUGUUCUACUCCCCGAGGCUGAACAGCAGAUGCUGCAGGACCUAAUGAGUGAGGCCAUGGAGGAGAAUGACAGCCAGCACGCCCUGGCACUGCAACACAACGGAAUACACAAGGAACAGGAUCAUGACCUCGAACCUCCUCGUUCUGACCUCUUCCUUUUCCCGGACGAGAGUGGGAAUCUCCCGCAGGAGCCGAGCCCCACUUACCCCACCCUCCACUCCCCCCUCAUCACCCCAGCCCCCAAACUGGCUCCGGAGACGGACGACUUCUGUAUUCUCGAGACCCCGGGGUCCAGAGCAGACGAUCGUGACGAGGAGCCAGUGGUAAAUAAGUUGACGCCAGACUCCAUCGAGAUCAAAGACGACCACUUUGGCCAGCCGCUGGACAACAGCGAGUCCAGCAGGGGAGCCGUGAACUUCCCCGUCCCAGAGGUGCGAUACCUCAUCAGGGAGAUCUCCGUCAUCUGGCACCUUUACGGGGGGAAGGACUUUGGGAGUGUGACGUUCACCUCCUCUCCAGCUAGAAGCCGGGGGUGUACCCCACACAGCUCCCCCUCCCAGACCACCGUCAGACAGAGCAGGGCUGGAAGAAGGGCUGGUGGGGGGAGAGGACGGAACCCUGACGUCCUCAUGGAGAUCCAGCUCAGCAAGGUGCGGUUCCAGCAUGAGGUCUACCCCAUGGCUCCGGUGGCUCAGGGAGCAGCAGCGGACCAGCCUGUGUCACGGCAGGUAUUCAUCGUUCAGGACCUGGAGAUCAGGGACAGACUGGCCACCUCCCAGAUGAACAAGUUCUUGUACCUGUACUCCAGCAAGGAGAUGCCUCGCAAAGCCCACUCAAACAUGCUGACGGUUAGGGCUCUACACAUGUGUUCAGAGACCGGGCAGGCACCGCAGGAGUGCUGUCUGAGAGUUUCCCUCAUGCCCCUUCGCCUCAACAUUGACCAGGAUGCAUUGUUUUUCCUGAAGGACUUCUUUGCCAGCCUUGCUGCUGAAGUUGAAAUGUUUUCUCCAACUGAUCAAGAAGCGCUGUGCGUUUCAAUGAAGAAGCCGUCUGCCCCAGAGGUCUCGUGCAGCUUUACUAAGCAUGGCGGUGGAGGCCAGGACCCUGCCCCCAUCAUCUCUGUGCCUACCCAGAGCCGCUCCAGCUCCAGCCUCAAUGGCCUCACCCUCUUCAGUAACAGCGACUCUGGGGAAGCUGGAGCUGCCAGUGCAUCAGCAUUCACUGACCACCGGCCCAUCUUCUUCAGAGAGUUUCGUUUCACAUCUGAAGUUCCCAUACGUCUGGAUUACCAUGGGAAACACGUUUCAAUGGAUCAGGGAACAUUUGCUGGUAUUGUGAUUGGGUUGACUCAGCUGAAUUGCUCUGAGCUAAAACUAAGGCGAUUAUGCUACAGACAAGGGCUGUUGGGUGUGGAUAAGCUUUUUUCAUAUGCAAUAAAUGAGUGGCUGAAUGACAUCAAGAAGAACCAGUUGCCAGGACUGUUGGGUGGAGUGGGACCUAUCCACUCCCUGGUACAGUUGGUUCAGGGAGUUCGGGACCUGGUGUGGCUCCCGAUAGAGCAGUACCGAAAGGAUGGCCGGGUUGUACGUGGGCUACAGCGGGGUACUGCCUCCUUUGGAACCUGCACCGCUAUGGCUGCUCUGGAGCUUACCAACCGCAUGGUGCGGACCAUCCAGGCAGCAGCAGAGACCGCCUAUGACAUGGUGUCUCCAGGAUCUGAUGAGAGGGAAAUGAAGAGGCUGAAGCGAUUCUCUCAUUACCGAUUGGCUCAUCAGCCAGUUGAUCUCCGGGAAGGAGUAGCCAACGCUUACAGCGUUGUGAAAGAAGGAAUUACGGACACCGCUCUUACCAUCUAUGACACGGCCACACGGGAGCAUGAGCAGCGCGGCAUGACGGGGGCAGUGGGCGGGGUCUUGCGACAGCUCCCACCGGCUGUGGUCAAGCCUCUCAUCAUGGCUACCGAGGCCACCUCCAACGUGCUGGGGGGGAUGAGGAACCAGAUUCACCCAGACGCACGCCAGGAGGAGUCCCAAAAAUGGCGACAAGGGGAGGAGUGAUGGCCGGUGGCUUUCCACAAACCGAACUGACGGUUGUGUAGAAUCAGAAGGCCUACAACGGACACUCCCCAGCUCAGCUGUUAUGAGGCCCAAUGAGUCUCAUCAGCUGGAAGGACCUGGUUCGGCAGAUAACUUUUCGGGCAAACCAGAGUGUUGCUGAGAAAGUCAGCACUCGGUGUAAAUAAAACAUGGUUCAUCUCCUAA